AUGCUCAAGCCGAGCCCCUACGCGAGCAGCCCCGACCCCAAGUCGCCCGUCUUCGGCGGCGGCCGCGGGAGCGACGACGACGACGACGCGCGCCUCUUCUCCCUCGAGCGGCCGUCGCUGACCCAGGGCAGCCUCCAGUCCUUCGCCGUCUCCGCCGGGUCGGCGUCCGCGGCGCCGCCGGCCGUGCCCACGCAGACGCCGCAGGCGCGCAAGUCCGUCUACGCGCGGCGCGUGACGACGCGCGCGCGCAAGUCGACGAUCUCCCGCGGCAAGGGCGACCCCUCGAAGGCCAAGUCGGACCUCGCCGCGGCGCUGGGCGGCCUCGAGACGCCGCGGCGCGGCCUGCCCGCCGCGGACGGCCGCCCGCGGACCGAGCCGUUCCGCCGCGACGACGCGCCGCUCGUCUUGGCGUCGCAGACGGUCAACGACCAGCUCGCGCGGCGCCUCCUCGACACGCCCGACGCCGCCGCGGGCUUCGGCGAGGGCCGCGGCAAGACGCCGGAGUCGAGCCUCGCGGCGUUCCCGGCGAUCCUCCAGCCCGAGGGCUACGAGCGGCCCCGGUCGCCCGACUGGAACCACCCCAUGGGCGUCGUGCGCACCGUGAGCCGGGGCCGCCGCGGCUCCGACGUCGCCAUGUCCAUCCCCGUCUUCACGGCGACGGAGGACGACUACGGCGACGACGAGCACAUGGACGACGACGAGUACGCGGCCUUCGUCAAGCGCGCCGAGAAGGCGCUGGGCAUCAAGGACGACGGCGCGCCCAAGGACGACGCGCCGACCGCGGCGGACGCCGCGGCCUUCCAGCGGCGGCUCCGCGACGAGGCCCUCGCGGCCGACGAGCCGAGCGCGGAGGCGGCGGCCGCGUACCAGCGCGACCGCGCGGCCGCGGCCGCGGCGUCGCGCGCGGCCGACGAGCCGAGCGCCGAGGAGGCCGCGGCCUACCAGCGCGCCCGGGCCGCCGAGGCCGAGGCCGACGCGGUCAUGACCGCGCCGCCGCGCGACGACGAGCCGACGGCGGAGGACGCGGCCGCGUACCAGCGGUCGCUCCGCGAGCCGGACAAGGCCGCGCUCGCGGCGCCGGAGGCGAGCGCCGACGACGACGCCGACUUCGAGGCGGACACGAUGGCGCGCAUCAACGCCGCCCUGGGCAUCGACGACGACGACGACUACGGCGACGACGACUUCGACGAGCCCGCGGCGAAGCCGGCGGCCGCCGAGGACGCCGCGGAGCCGCCGGCGGAGGCCGCGGAGCCCGCCGUCGACGACUACGAGGACGACUACGACGACGCCUUCGAACCGGCGACGCCGGCUACGCCGGCGGCCCGGGAGAAGCAGGAGGAGCAGCAGCCCGAGCCCGUCGUCGAGCCCGUGGCGGAGCCCGUCGUCGAGCCGGAGCCCGUCGUCGAGCCGGAGCCGGUGCCUGAGCCGGUCGUCGAGCCGGAGCCCGUGCCCGAGCCGGUCGUCGAGCCCGAGCCCGUGGUCGAGAUCGCCACGGAGCCGGAGCCCGUGCCGGAGCCGGUCGUCGAGCCGGAGCCCGUGGUCGAGGAACCCGCGGUCGCCGCGGAGCCCGCCGUCGCCGCGGCGCCGCCGGAGCAGCGGCCGCCGAACGCGCUCGCGCCGCUGCCGAUGCCCGUCGCCGCGCCGCCGCCCGAGGCGCCCGUGGCCCUCGAGCCCGCGGAGCCCAAGGCGACGCAGCUCGCGCCCCUCGUCGGCGCGCCGUCGCCGCGGCUCGCGGCCGCGCUGCCGCCGUCGGCGCUGUCCGCGCGCGCGCCGCUGCCCGCGCCGCCCGCGCCCGCGCCCGAGCUCGGGGCGCCCGGCGCGCGCGCCGCGGCCGCGGAGGCGCCGGCGCCGGCGCCCGGCGACCGCUCCUGGGCCCUCGUCGAGGAGGGCCGCUCGACCUGCGAGGCCGCGCGCCGCGCCGCCGUCGACGACGCCGCGGCGUCGCUCCGGCGCGAUCAGGACGACGCGGCCCUGCCGCCGCGCACCUGGCCCCUCGCCCUGCGCACGGCCCUCGCCGGGAACCAGGGCUUCGGCCUCGCCACGGUCCGCGCGCACCCGGCGGACCGCCGGGCCUACGUGUGCGCGGUCUCCGCGUCGACGGGCGCGGCCUUCGCGCGGACCGUCGACGGCGACGACGUCGCGGCGCUCCUGCCCCCGCGGGCCCGCGCCGCCUACGCCCGCGCGCCGGGCAACAAGGGCCUCGACCGCGACACGGGCCUCUGCAUCGUCGCCGCGCUCAAGUUCGCCGACGGCGCCUUCUCCCUCGAGCGGUGUCCCUAG
Messenger RNA from Aureococcus anophagefferens, 2280 nucleotides. RefSeq lists its product as hypothetical. The record is from RefSeq and is a predicted model, not a curated record. NCBI's taxonomy places the organism in Eukaryota, Pelagophyceae, Pelagomonadales, Pelagomonadaceae. The transcript has a single exon. Bases 1 to 2280 code for a protein of 759 amino acids.